Arabidopsis lyrata subsp. lyrata is the source of this 1421-nucleotide messenger RNA. RefSeq names its product tubby-like F-box protein 7. The transcript is spliced from 4 exons. The coding region runs from base 89 to 1237 and encodes 382 amino acids. NCBI's taxonomy places the organism in Eukaryota, Viridiplantae, Streptophyta, Magnoliopsida, Brassicales, Brassicaceae. The record is from RefSeq and is a predicted model, not a curated record.
GCAAAUCUCAUCCUUUCUCUCUCUACUUUCUCUCUCCUCCUUCUCUCUCUCUCUCUAUUUCCAGAUCGAAACAUCUCUCUCUUCACAAAUGCCUUUGUCACGGUCCCUUCUUUCGCGGAGGAUCUCAAACUCGUUUAGGUUUCAUCAUCAGGGAGAGACGACGGCACCGGAAUCCGAUUCUUACGAAUCGAUUCCUCCGCCGUCGAAUAUGGCCGGUUCGUCAUGGUCGGCGAUGCUCCCUGAGUUAUUAGGCGAGAUCAUUCGUCGCGUGGAGGAGACUGAAGACAGUUGGCCUCAACGUCGUGAUGUAGUCACUUGCGCUUGCGUCUCGAAGAAAUGGAGAGAAAUUACUCAGGAUUUUGCUAGAUCCUCCUCUCUUAACUCUGGCAAAAUUACUUUCCCUUCUUGCCUCAAAUUGCCAGGUCCUAGAGACUUUUCUAAUCAGUGCUUGAUAAAGAGGAACAAGAAGACAUCAACCUUUUACUUGUAUCUUGCUCUAACACCAUCAUUCACUGAUAAGGGAAAGUUUCUUCUGGCGGCACGGAGAUUCAGGACCGGUGCUUACACUGAGUACAUCAUAUCACUUGAUGCUGAUGAUUUCUCUCAAGGAAGCAAUGCCUACGUUGGAAAAUUAAGAUCAGAUUUUCUUGGGACGAACUUUACGGUAUAUGAUAGCCAACCGCCACAUAACGGAGCAAAACCUUCAAAUGGCAAAGCCAGUCGCAGAUUUGCGUCAAAGCAGAUAAGCCCUCAAGUUCCAGCAGGCAACUUUGAAGUCGGUCAUGUUUCUUAUAAAUUCAACCUUUUGAAAUCAAGAGGUCCAAGAAGAAUGGUAAGCACACUCCGAUGCCCAUCCUCAUCACCAUCAUCAUCAUCCGCUGGACUCUCGUCCGACCAAAAGCCAUGGGAUGUAACCAAGAUAAUGAAAAAACCCAACAAGGAUGGUUCCAGCUUCACAAUACUAAAGAACAAAGCUCCUAGAUGGCAUGAGCACUUACAGUGCUGGUGUCUGAACUUCCAUGGACGAGUAACCGUUGCUUCGGUCAAGAACUUCCAGCUGGUUGCGACUGUUGACCAAAGUCAACCGAGCGGUAAAGGCAAUGAAGAAACAGUUCUUCUACAGUUUGGUAAAGUGGGAGAUGACACUUUCACUAUGGAUUAUAGACAGCCACUCUCUGCAUUUCAGGCUUUUGCUAUCUGUCUCACAAGUUUCGGCACUAAACUUGCAUGCGAGUGAAACCCACCAAAAGUGAACCAAAAAAAAAAGUGAACGGCUAUGCAAAAUGUAAUGUUUUGGUGUAAUCAUGUGUAAGUGUAAACACAAAGGUAUGUGGAAGGAGAAGCUCAUAAUUAUUAUUAUUAUGUAAGAAACAAAUUGUAAUUUGAAAACCCAUAAUCAAAAUGUAUCUCUUAAAUAAUCA